Messenger RNA from Panonychus citri (citrus red mite), 879 nucleotides. It is a transcript of the gene Dtd, whose product is annotated as D-aminoacyl-tRNA deacylase-like. Gene Ontology annotation, biological process: tRNA metabolic process. The record is from RefSeq and is a predicted model, not a curated record. Gene Ontology annotation, molecular function: D-tyrosyl-tRNA(Tyr) deacylase activity. Lineage: Eukaryota; Metazoa; Arthropoda; Arachnida; Trombidiformes; Tetranychidae. The coding region runs from base 114 to 602 and encodes 162 amino acids. Gene Ontology annotation, cellular component: cytoplasm. The transcript has 5 exons.
AAAGCGCCUUCAGAUUCACCGAAAUGUAAACAAUAGUUUUCUUAAUCGGUUUCAUGUUCAUGGGAUUUCAAUUGAUUUGCUUACUUUUGAUUUCUAAUUAAAUUGUUACCACAAUGAAAGCGAUCGUUCAAAGAGUGGCCUCAGCUUCGGUGACGGUUAACAAUGAGAUCAUUUCUGAAAUUGGUAAAGGAAUUUGUGUUCUCGUUGGUUUAUCUAGAGAUGAUUCGGUGGCCGAUGUUGAUUAUUUAGUCCGUAAGUUGAUCAAUAUGAGGAUAUUUGAAGGUGAUGAUGGUAAAAAGUGGAACCUCAGUGUUAAAGAUAAAGGUUACGAAGUCCUUUGUUGUAGUCAAUUUACCUUGUAUGCUUUAAUGAAAGGUAAUAAGCCUGAUUUUCAUCAGUCAAUGGCACCAGAUAAAUCUCGUGAAUUGUAUCAACUUUUUGUGGACAAAAUGAAGCAAAAUUAUAAACCUGAUCUAGUCAAAGAGGGAAGAUUUCAGACUUUUUGUCAUGUGAAUAUUGUCAAUGAUGGUCCUGUAACAAUUUGCUUGGAAUCGCCUAAGGCCAAAAGCUCAACUGAUGAAAUUAAAGAUAAUGAUUCUUGAUGAUGAUGAUUCCAAAUUCAGAAUUAUAUUAAUUCAAUCAUCAUUUUGUACUUUUCAAAGUUCAUCACCAAUCUCUAAUAGUUAAACAGACAAACCUCAAUAUGAAAUCACAACAAUUUGAUUGAUUAAUUUUCCGUAAUUUCUAAAACAAAAUGAUUGAUUGUGAUAAAAUUGAAAUGAAAAAAUUCCGAUUGACAUUUUUUUCAUAUUUCGCGCGAAAUUGUAAACAAAAUUUUCAACUAACAAUUAAUUGAUUAUUAAACCAAUUUGAACUUUA